Clonostachys rhizophaga is the source of this 1152-nucleotide messenger RNA. NCBI's taxonomy places the organism in Eukaryota, Fungi, Ascomycota, Sordariomycetes, Hypocreales, Bionectriaceae. The record is from the annotation of a GenBank genome assembly.
AUGACCACCUCGGCAGAUCGAAUAGCUGCUCGGCUCGUGCAUCAUAUCGACAAUGCUCCUGAACGGCGGAUGAUCAUGCAGACGGCGCGAUUGGAAGACUUCCCAAGGCGAUUGGACGGAAAUGCCAGUCUCCGGGACUCCAUUGCGCUUCUCUGCUCUGUGUGGGCAUCUUACCGCUCCAAGACACCAACUACCGAGUUUAUCAGUAUGCCUUUGUAUGGCAAGGCUAUUCGCAGCUUAUCCCGAACACUUGAGACAGGUCAGGCCAUCUCGGUGGAGACUUUGGCGUCUAUCGCCAUCCUGCAGAGAACAGAAGACCUCUUCGAUCCUGGAGAUCGUCGUUUCAUGCACGAGAAGGGGAUCGCCAGUCUGCUGUCCAGGCUUGGUCCUCCUAAAUCGGAUGAUAAAUUCUACGCAAGCCUGCUGUGUGAAUGCUAUUCAAUAUUGGUACCAUAUUGGGUCAAAACUGGUUGGAACACCAUGCUGGAUGAUCCAGCUUGGAAAGACGCCAUUGUAUCUUGUAUGACGGAUUACAUCGGAAUUCAAGAGUUGCAGCCAAUGCUCGCAUCCUCUCUCACGCAAUAUAACCACGUCUCUCAGAGGCUACCCGAGAUUAUGCGAGGGAUGAUGGCCAUUAACGCGCCAUCUGACAAGGCCCCAGGAAUUGAUAUAUCACCGCUCGUUUCGAAAAUGGCCACUGAGCUUCGUGAUAUGGAAGCUGCAGCAGGGAAAACUAGCUCCUCUGCAAUGGCUAAGGCGAUGGAGCUGGGGGCUGUCACUGAGGUAGACGACCCAACGUUUAUUCAAGGGACUUGCUAUCACUUUUCAUCGACCAACCUCGUUCAAUCGCUCAUUUCGUUUGUUAGUCUUCACCUAUGUCUCCUUCAGUUGCGCUACAAGUGGAGUUCUGCCUACCAGCUUUUCGAUUCACAAGCUCUGUACGCUGCCUUCGAGACAAGGUGUUAUCAGUUGUGGAAAUUCAUCCCGUUCGUGCGAAAGGUCAAACUCUUUCUAGCCAACAUCCACCAGGAUGCGUUUGUGCUGACUCUCGAAAUUGCCAACCACAAGGAGAAAAGCUAUCUAGUAGAUCUGUUUAAAGAAUUGGAUAGUUACGCUCCGGGACGAUUUGAGGCGUUGAUCAAAGCGUCCUAG